Molecule: messenger RNA, 6381 nt
Organism: Bicyclus anynana (squinting bush brown)
Lineage: Eukaryota; Metazoa; Arthropoda; Insecta; Lepidoptera; Nymphalidae
Product: guanylate cyclase 32E
Exons: 26
Coding region: 190-3861 (1223 amino acids)
Biological process (GO): cGMP biosynthetic process; intracellular signal transduction; protein phosphorylation
Molecular function (GO): ATP binding; protein kinase activity; peptide receptor activity
Source: RefSeq, a predicted model, not a curated record
AUUCAGUCACCAGGCGCCAACGGUUUACGAACGUUGUGUCCGAUAAUUCGCGCCGCGUUUGCGGAAAACUUGCACGAUGGCGCGAAAAUAAUUUGAAAUUGCAAAAUAACAAAAUUUAUUAACUGUGACAUUAAUAUGAAAAGUAUUCGUUAGUUUAAUUCAGUGGAACAGUGUACGAAGGAUAUAAAAAUGGUGAAAAAUUCUACGUGGGCUUUAUGGCACUGGUGUUGGUGUAUAUUGAUAGCUGCACUAAACACUUCCCGCGGGGAAAAGUUCAUUCUGGGAUACAUCACGGGCUCACAGCGAAGACCUGGAGACUUAAACUACCAAAAACCAGGAAUAGUAAUCUCAGGCGCAAUUUCAAUGGCAGUAGAAGAAGUGAACGAAAAGCUCCUCGGUCCCAUGGGGCAUUCAUUAGAAUUCGUCGUCGCUGAAACUUAUGGCCAAGAAGAAGUGUCUAUUCGUCAGGUCGCGUCACUAUGGGCUGCUAACGUGUCGGCCUUCAUUGGUCCUCAGGAGACGUGCGUCCACGAGGGCCGCAUGGCUGCCGCGUUCAACCUUCCCAUGAUUAGCUAUUACUGCCGCGACGUGGCCAGUUCCAACAAGCGCGUGUACGCAACGUUCGCGCGCACGCGUCCGUCGGACAUCGACAUCUCUCGCUCCGUGGUCGCAGUGCUCACACAUUUCGAUUUCAUGCAUAUAGCCGUCGUAUACCUCAAGGCACCGAAUCAUGACUUUUCAAGACUGGCUUUCGCUAUAAUAACCGCUGCUAAUGAGAAGAAAAUAGUAAUCCGCACAGUACAAGUUUACCGGCAACCUUAUUAUUACGGCGAUAUUCCGGAAAACUUUACACGGAACCCUUUCAUGGAUAUUGUCAGAGAAACGUACAAAGAUACUAGAAUUUACGUGUCCGUGGGAUACUACCAUGAUCAUAUUGGUCUGAUGCAGGCUUUAGAUGCAAUGAAGCUUCUUGAUUCAGGUGAAUACGCUGCAAUAGGAGUUGACGUCGAGAAAUACGAACCGGAUGAAGCUAUUCGAUACCUCACGGGACCGUUACGCAAAGAGCCAGGUCCAAGGGUUCCUAAAGCUUUUCGCUCUUAUCUGGCUGUAGCACCUUCCCCUGCGCCAUCUUACCCAGCGUUUGCCAGAGAAGUUAACAGAAGACUGCAGAUGCCACCUUUCAGUUUUACGAACCCCUUACUUGCUUUGGGCGGAGGCAAAGUGAUCCCAGUGGAGGCAGCAUGGCUUCACGACGCAGUGUGGGUGUACGCGCGUGCGUUGGCCGAUGUUCUUCACACAGGCGAGAAUCCUCGGGACGGACGCGCCAUUGCAAUACGUAUGCGCAACACUACAUAUCGCAGUGUCAUGGGGUACUGGAUACAUAUGGACGAAAAUGGCGACGCCGAAGGGAAUUACACGCUUUUAGCCGUCGACGCAACGCGCCCCGCGGGUCUCUAUCCUCUCGCAGUUCUGCACAAGACCGCGCCGGAGAUACGGUUCAUUCGAGAGAUGAAGUGGCCGGGCGGCCGGGUGCCUCUGUCAGAGCCUCCGUGCGGGUUUCGGGGAGAGAAAUGUGUCAGUCACGUAGGAGCGUGGGCUCUAGGCGCAUCUGGAGGCACCUUAGCUCUGUUAGCUCUGGCCGCACUAGCGCUGUACCGCGGCUGGCGAUACGAGCAAGAGCUGGACUCGCUGCUGUGGAAGAUCGACUUCCGAGACCUGCACCUGCCGGAUGAGGACCAGCGCACCAACAAAAUGAAUAGCAGCGCCGGUGUGAACACGAACUCUAACAAUGCAAUUGGGAAUAACGAGAAAAGUGGCGGCAGCACGGGCGGCGCGCGCUCCAGCCAAGUGUCUCUAAGUUCCAACCCGGACCUCGACUUCCGAUACUCGGCGAUCUUCACUGAAGUUGCCUUCUACCGAGGAAGACUACUCGCAGUUAAGAGGGUGCGGAGAAAUCACAUCGACAUCAGUCGAGAAAUUAAGAAGGAAUUAAAAAUCAUGCGGGACUUGCAGCAUGACAACGUGAAUGGUUUCGUGGGCGCGUGCAUCGAACCGCCAAACGUGUGUGCUCUUUCUGAGUACUGUACUAGAGGUAGUCUUAAGGAUAUUUUAGAAAAUGAAGACAUCAAACUAGAUAAUAUGUUCAUCGCCUCUCUUGUUGGUGAUAUUAUAAGGGGGAUGAUCUUCAUCCACGAGUCGCCACUACAGUAUCAUGGAUCUCUUCGGCCAUCAAACUGUCUGGUGGACGCGCGGUGGGUGGUAAAGCUUGCGGACUUCGGACUGAGGGAGUUUAGAAGAGGAGAGGUUCCCCCGUCUGAUCCUAACGCACUGAGAUCUCAUAUAGAUAGUCUUGCGUACCUGUCGCCGGAGUUGCUCCGCUUCGCGGGGUGGGGAAAGGACUGCUUCCCUACAUCUCUGGAUGUUCGCAGCGGCUCCGCGCCGGCGGACGUGUACGCAUUCGCGCUGCUCCUCUACGAGCUGCACACGCGCCGCGGCCCCUUCGGGGCGGACGCUCUCCCGCCGCCGGCGCUGCUGCGGCGUCUAGCACACCCCCACCCUGCGCCUUACAGGCCACCAUUAGAAGACUUGACGGGUCGGUUUGACUGCGUGCGCGAAUGCUGCGCCGAGUGUUGGGCCGAGGAGCCGGCGCAGAGACCAGACUUCAAAGCUAUACGGACGCGCCUGCGACCGCUCCGGAAGGGCAUGAAACCAAAUAUUUUUGAUAAUAUGAUAGCGAUGAUGGAAAAAUAUGCAAACAACUUGGAAGCUUUAGUUGAUGAGCGAACUGAUCAAUUACAAGAAGAAAAGAAAAAAACAGAGGCGUUGCUGGAGGAAAUGCUGCCCGCGCCGGUCGCCGAGCAGCUAAAGCGCGGGCGGCGCGUGCUGCCCGAGAGCUACGACUCCGUCACCAUAUACUUUAGCGACAUCGUGGGCUUCACCGCCAUGUCUGCUGAGAGCACGCCUCUGCAGGUGGUGGACUUUCUCAAUGAUCUCUAUACGUGCUUCGAUUCAAUAUUAGAAAAUUUUGACGUCUACAAAGUCGAAACGAUUGGUGACGCUUAUAUGGUGGUAUCAGGUCUGCCCAUCCGCAACGGUAUCCUGCACGCGGGCGAGGUGGCGUCCAUGGCGCUGGCGCUGCUGGCCGCCACGCGCGCCUUCCGCGUGCGCCACCGCCCCGAGCACCGCAUGCUGCUGCGCGUCGGCAUACACUCGGGUCCAGUAUGCGCGGGUGUCGUGGGACUAAAAAUGCCCAGGUAUUGCUUGUUCGGCGACACCGUCAACACUGCAAGUCGCUUCGAAUCAACGGGUGUUCCUUUGAAGAUCCACUGCAGUGCCGCGUGCAAGGCAUUUCUCGACCAACUGGGCGGGUACAUUUUAGAAGAGCGUGGAAUCGUGUCCAUGAAGGGCAAGCGCGACCAGGUCACGUGGUGGCUGCGCGGGGAGGAGCCGAGCGCGGCGGCGGCACGAGCUCGCAGACGGGCACACGCCAAGGGUCUGCCGCCUGCUGACACGAGGGACCAGCGGCAUCAGGACCGACGCGGACAACGCAGCUCUAUGAAGAGCAGGAAUUGGAAGAACCAAGUGGGAGGGUUGCACAGAUGUUGCAGUUUAGAAUCUCCAAAGAAACUCCGAUUCGCUUCGGGGAAUCAUUUAGAAUCAUAUACGGAUAAUGUUCUACAUCAUCGUAGUGAUGAAUAUUUAAUGGAAGUGGUGGGCGAAGCGCAGCGGCCCGAGCUGCUGGAGGCGCCGCUGCGCGAGCACGCCAGCGUGUCGUGCCCCAUCAUCGAGCAGCGCUGCGACAUCCGCCUCGUCGUCAACUGCCACGACCCCGCCGGCAUACCGCUGCUAGCCGACGCGUAGAGUAUUCACCAUUCAUAUUGAGAUGUAAGAAGAACCUUCUUGUAAUAGUAGGGGAGCCCGGGACGCUAAAUUUGCAGUUACUAACGCGUCAUGGGGACCGAUUACAUUCGGUAGAUUAAAUACCGCUGCUAGCGGACGCGUUGAGCAGUGCUGCGACAUCCGCCUCGUCGUCAACCGCCACGACCCCGCCGGCAUACCGCUGCUAGCCGACGCUUAGAGUAUUCACCAUUCGUAUUGAGAUGUAAGAAGAACCUACUUGCAAGGGACAAAUUGAAAAAAUGCCCAGAAGGCUCAAGUCGCACACGAGUCACACGCGACAGCCACAAACGCCGCUACAAGAAGCAACAAGGGGCCACAAAAAUAGCUGAAGCGCGCGAUAGCCACUUGUGACGCGUGGUCGGCACUUGUGGUCGGUAGCUGCUAUUUUAAUCCAUACAUGCAGUAUCAUAAUCGCGCAUCAUAAUUGCAGCGUUUAGUGACCGGUGCGGGCCACAAGAAGCGAGCAGAAACGAUUGUAACGUGCGGCGGGCACUAUGUAUAUGAAAACUACAGGUAUUAUACCGGUAGCGGCGUUUUGUGGUUGUGGCUGGUGGCCCGUAUGCGAGAGCCCUAAAAUUUGCACCACGACAUGUCUCCAGGCGAUAGAAAGACAAAUGUCGACCAAUAGCGGCGUCUGAACUGUCGCCGUCGUUGCUUUGAAAGAGAUGGGACUGGAACAACUCCGCCGUGAUUGGUCCACAUAAGUCUUUUUCUCUUCACGAGAUAUGGCUCUGACGCAUGCCACUGUUAGGCCUGCUAGAGAUAAGCAGCAAAAACCCCACCAAAAUAGCGUUAGCAAGUGAAAAAGGAGUUGUUUUCGUAGGUGACGUGCGCAAAGUUUAAACAUUUGAUGAAACUCCAUUAAUAUGAAAUUUAAGAGUCAAUAAUAAAACUGUGCGAUAAGGAGCAGAUUUUUGAAGCUUUGUUUAAAAUUCAUUAAAUCAACCUUUAAGCUACGCUUUAGAAACGGACAUUUUUUCAUGUACAUAGAUGGUUCUCCUUACUUCUAGCCUCUCUACCUAGACAUUACUCCGCGGAAGUAUCUUGGCGCGGCCUUAUUACUUAUUUUAUUGGUACCAGUUACCCACAUGUUCCUGUCACUUACAUGCGACCAACGAAAUAAUCUCGUGUUGAGAAAUAGACAUGAUUCAACCAAUGGCCUCUUUCAUUACGUUGGUACGAUAGAGAUGGAACUGAGAUAACUCCUACGCUAUUGGACGAAAUUUUUUCUAUAUUCCUCUUCACUGGUCGCAUGUUAGAAUUUUACACAGAGUAACUAUCGAUUGUUUAUCGACAUUAUUGUGACCUCGAAAAUAGCAAUAGUUUCGAAAAUAUCUAUUCUUUAUGGAUGUAAACGGUAUUGGAGGCUCAAAAGGGCUACUUAAGAGCCAAUUUAUAAAAAAAAUCAGUACUAUUGGUUAUAGAAAACAUCAGAAAAAUAAAAACAUUGCAGAAGCAAGUUCAACUAGUUUCUUCCACGAGGUUUCUUCCAUAACACGCAGGUGGCUUAAAAUACUUGUGGCGCAUCUAAAGGUCUUUUAACUUUCUGGACAAUAAUAAUUUAUUCUCCGACAGAGGUUCUUAAGGAGUCCUUAGGGUAGACAGUGCAUUUGCAUCUAUGAAGUGCACACCACUACUCGCUGGUUACUUUAAAGUUCACAUUCCAUCUCUCUCCUAGCUAUAGAUGAGUAGAGGUAAGGUAAGGUAAACCUGGGCCUGAAGCCAUAAGACACGUCGAUUCUCUUUCCACAAACCCUAACGCUUCUUUAUUAAGAUAAAAGUAAAGUGGAGUGGAAUUUAAUAUUUCAAAUUUCGCAGAAUUGAACAUUUAAUAUUUCUGAAAUUCUAAAAACUACAAUGUAGACAUAUAACUUAAACUAUCGUAUUUUUGUAGUUCAAAAUAAUUUCCUUGUUUAAUUCACUUUCCUAUUGGCUCUAUUUAAAAAUACUGUGACGCCACCAAUUCGACAUUUUCGUUUACAUCGCGUAGAUUAGGCUGUCCUUACCUCUAGCCUCCGUAUUCCGUUAGACUUUAUUACGAUCUACUUGAGAUAAUUAUUAUCAUACCAAUACCAAUGUGUAGUUGUCUAAAGAAAUCCGAUUUUAAAAUUAAGGCCGACGCAGAAUUUACGUCCAAGUCCACUAGUCAAAUACCCGUCCGGAUUAUAAAUUGUUAAUAUUAUUUAUGUUAAUCUUUGUGUUACUAUAAUAAUAACAUCCAUUUAACCAUGUUGGCGCAGUGAUAGAUGUUAUGAUAUGAUUAGUUUAUAAGAAUGUAUAAGAUACUAGUAAUAUAAUACAUAGAUAUAUAAAAUUUCUGUAGACAUUAACUGACAGACAUCUAUAACGCGAAAGUGCGACCCGCGCGUUACAGAUGUCGUCAUACAACUAUUCGGUAGCGUUAAAGUGAUCUAUGUCAGUAUUAUUAAGAGACCAUGUUCAAUAGAAAUUAUUUAAUAACAUUAAACUCUUAUUUCACAA